AUGGAUCAGGCUCACAAAUCAAUCAUCACAGAAAUUCUACCAAAUACUAAGAGAACUCUAGAGAGGAGAUAGAAACAGUUGGAGGAGGAGUAGAAGAAGAAAAGAGAAUAAGAGACACAAUAAAAGGAGUAGGCGGAAAAGUAGAAGAAAUUCCAACAAUAUUUGAUUGAAUAGGAGAGAAUUAAGAAAUAAGAGGAAGACAGAAAAAAGGAAGAAGAAAAAAGAAGCUAAGAAGAAAUACAAUAAAUGAAUACAUUAAAGGGGGAAUACGGUAACAUGAUGAUCGAUUUGGCUACUGGAGAUUCUAAGUUGGAUUACACAAUUUCAGGAUUGGAUUUAAGACCAACAUAAAUUAGAGUUUUGGUAAAGGUUACAGAAAAUAAUAAUACCUUAAAAGGUUUAUCAAUGAGUAGGAAACGCAUAGGAGAUGAAGAAGGAUAAGAGAUAGCAGCAAGUUUAGAAAAGAAUAUGGUCUUAGAGAGAUUAGAACUAGAAGGCAACCACCUUGGGUCUAAGACAUUGAUUGCCAUCUCAAAAUUAUUAGAAUUCAAUAAAUCUAUUCGCGUUAUUGAUUUAGAAAAUAAUAAUUUGACUAAUCAUGACAAAGAUAGAAAUACAUAUGAUUAUAGUGGAAUAUACGCCUUAUGUGAGGCUCUUGAAAAAAACGACACUCUCUUAUAAUUAAAUGUAUGUAACUGCAAACUUGAUGAAAAAUGUGGUGAGGCUUUGGCUAAUGCUUUAAGAGAUAACACAAGUUUAAUUUGUUUGGAUAUUACUGAAAAUCCAAAGAUGAAUUUGAAUGAUGUUAGAAAAUGCUAGGAAUAUUUGAUUAGAAAUAAAAAGAUAUAUGAUGAUGAACGAUAUAGAGAAUUCUAAGAAAGGUAAAGAAUUAGAAAUGAAGAUUAAACCUCCACUAUUUAAAUGCAAGAUAAGGAAAAGGCUAUUACAGCCUAGGAGGGUAUAGAAUAAAGAAUGAAUGCCAGAAGACUUGAGUUGGAAUAACAUUGGAAAGAAGAAUUGGAAAAGGAGGCUAAAUUAAAAGAAAAAACUGUGCAUAACUUAAUGAAGCAAGCCAAAUUGCUUGGUAAAAAGAAAGGCAAAGGAGGUGGUGCAAAAAAAAAGUGAUAUAGUUUGAUUAUUGGUUUGAAUUAAUAUUAGAAUAAUCAAA
Messenger RNA from Paramecium tetraurelia, 1168 nucleotides. RefSeq lists its product as uncharacterized. Lineage: Eukaryota; Ciliophora; Oligohymenophorea; Peniculida; Parameciidae. The transcript has 4 exons. The record is from RefSeq and is a predicted model, not a curated record.